GCCCCUCAAUUGUGGCUCGUGCGCGGGAGCUCGACAGCCCCGCCGACUGGCCCAAUAUCCCGCGGGAGUCAACAACCUAAAACGCCCCGUCUGGCCAGGUCAACAAGACAGACAAACCCGAUUUUACAAGCGACUGUACAAGGCACACGCAGACAAGAUGCAGUCAGGCAUAUCUGCAUCCCAGGAGCUGGUCUCCCAAUUCAACACCCUCCUCACCAGCGACAAGCACUUCGGCCUCCUCGCGACCAUCUCGUCCGAGUCUCUCGAGCCGAUCUGCCUCCUCACCCCGACCUCCCCGACGGCCUCCUUCGCCGACAACGUCGCCGCCCUGCUGACCCCGCGCCUGACCCGCGAGGAACCGCUGUACAUCAUCGUGCGGCGGCACGCCUCGGCGCCGCGCCUGGCGGCCGUGACGUACGUGCCCGACGCGGCCAAGGUGCGGCAGAAGAUGCUGUUCGCCAGCACGCGGCUGACGCUCGUGCGCGAGCUCGGCGGCGAGCACUUCCGCGAGACCAUCUUUGCCACCACGCCCGACGACCUGACGGCCGCCGGGUUCGCGCGCCACGACGCGCACGCCGCCGUCGACGCCCCGCUCACCGAGGAGGAGCGCAGCCUCGGCGAGGUCAAGCGCGCCGAGCAGGAGGCCGGCGCCGGCACGGGCGUCCGCGAGAUACACCUCAGCAAGAGCCUGGCCAUGCCCGUGGCCGAGGGGGCGCUGGCGGCGCUGGAGGAGCUUGCCGGCGGGGCGGGGCGGUCGCUGGUCAUGCUGAAAAUCAAUCCCGACUCCGAGGUCGUCGAGCUUGUUCCCGAGGACUCGAACCCGUCAUCAAUAUCGGAGCUGGCGCGUGUCAUUUCGGCGACGGAGCCGCGGUUUACCUUUUAUAGAUUCGCUCACUCGCACGGCGGGAGCGAGAGCAGCCCUGUGCUGUUCUUCUACACGUGCCCGCCGGCGCCGGGGACUAAGGCCAUCAAGUUCAGGAUGAUGUAUCCGCUGAUGAAGCGGGCGGUCCUCACCGUUGCCGAGACGGAUGUCGGCCUGAAGAUCGAGAAGAAGUUUGAGGUCGAGGAGCCCAGCGAGAUAACCGAGGGUUCGGUGCUUGGAGAAUUGCACCCGAAGGUUGAGACCCGCCAGGCGUUCAGCAGGCCCAAGCGGCCGGGUCGGUGAAUUGGGGGGAGCCCGCCUCGUUGCAGCGUUGAGUAAUGGGUAGCUGAUGCCGAAAUACAGACAUGAAUGACUACGAAACCUAACAUCAAGCCACUGAUGAAGUAUUAUUACCAGGCCCCUUUAAGCUCUCUUCUGUGACAAAUAUCCAUUCAAACUCCAAGUCCUAUGGGAGGACUAGACUAACC
Phialemonium atrogriseum is the source of this 1350-nucleotide messenger RNA. RefSeq lists its product as uncharacterized. Gene Ontology annotation, molecular function: actin monomer binding; actin filament binding. The coding region runs from base 158 to 1165 and encodes 335 amino acids. Gene Ontology annotation, biological process: barbed-end actin filament capping; actin filament depolymerization. Gene Ontology annotation, cellular component: actin filament; cytoplasm. Lineage: Eukaryota; Fungi; Ascomycota; Sordariomycetes; Cephalothecales; Cephalothecaceae. The record is from RefSeq and is a predicted model, not a curated record. The transcript is spliced from 3 exons.